AUGGGGACGCCGGCGCCGGCGAUGAUGCCGAUGGAGGACCUUGAGGCGGCCAUCGCCGAGCUCCCUGCCAAGAAGGACGCCCUGCGCGAGGCCUUCGACAGCCUCGCCGCCUGCUCGCCCUACCCGCUCCCCUUCACGUGGGAGGACCUCGACGCGCACGUCUCCUCCGUCCAAUCCUCCAUCUCGCGCCGGUUCCGCCAGCUCCGGGCGCUCGAGGCCGCGCGCCCAGGCAGCACUAGUAAGAAUAAGGAAGGUGCUAACGAGGUGGAAGAAGAAGAGGUGGAGGAAGAAGAGGAGGAGGUGGUGGUGGAGGAAGAAGAAGAAGAAGAGGUGGAGGAAGAAGAGGAAGAGGAGGUGGUGGAGGAAGAAGAAGAGGAAGAGGAGGUGGAGGAGGAAGAAGAAGAGGAGGACGAGGAAGAGGAGGAGGAGGAGGAAGAGAACGACAAGCAGAUGAAGGAGGCCGACGACUACAUUGGCAAUCAAGCCAAGGAAGAUAAAGAGGGCGGCAAGGAUAACAAGCGCAAGCAGGAUGCUGACGAAGAAGCGAUCAGAAGAACAACACUGUGA
Messenger RNA from Miscanthus lutarioriparius, 567 nucleotides. NCBI's taxonomy places the organism in Eukaryota, Viridiplantae, Streptophyta, Magnoliopsida, Poales, Poaceae. The record is from the annotation of a GenBank genome assembly.